Molecule: messenger RNA, 576 nt
Organism: Suillus discolor
Lineage: Eukaryota; Fungi; Basidiomycota; Agaricomycetes; Boletales; Suillaceae
Exons: 3
Coding region: 1-576 (191 amino acids)
Biological process (GO): protein phosphorylation
Molecular function (GO): protein kinase activity; ATP binding
Source: RefSeq, a predicted model, not a curated record
AUGUCUGCAAUCACCUCCCAGAUUCACUGUUGCAUGCUUUUGACUCCCUGCGGACUCCCGCUAACCAACUUCAAGUCUAUACUGGAGCUGGUCAAUGUUUUUCAUGACCUUGUUGUUGCCCACAAAACAAUGACGACACAGCAGAAGGUUCUUCAUGGAGAUCUCAGUCCCAACAACCUCAUCAUAUUCGAGGGAAAAUGCUACUUUAUCGACUUCGACCAUGCCAAAUUCAUUCAAUUUAUCAAUCAAACAAAGGAUUCAUGUGGAACAGGAACAAUACCAUACAUAUCCUACCGCCUUCUCAAGCUGAUGGGAAGCACUCCAAUUCCUGACUCAAUCGAACACAAGGCCUCCGAUGACCUUGAGUCACUCUUCUAUAUUCUCCUUGAAUUUACAAUCAUAUAUGAUGGACCUGGUGGCCUAAUCACAAACAGGGGGGUGCCCCCUGAGAACUCCUGUAGAUGGCAUAAGGCCUACAUUGCGAUGGACAAAGAUGGUCUCAGGACUAGUGGAUCCCUCAAGAAAGAAUUUCUGAUGGACACAGCUCCACAUUACGAGCCUGCACCAUAUUUCUGA